UGCGGCCGACCGGUAGAGAGUCGAAGGCGUUCAAGUUUGAAAGCGAUGCACGAAGUGGCGAUGCUCGUGUGCCGCGCGUAGGGUAAGACCGUCGUACGAGUCGUGAAUAAUAUGCUCGUAUAUAACGUGCAGACGGGCUCGUGAUGUGUACGGACGUGUACCUUCUGUCGAUCGACGGACCGAUCUACGGAGACUGCUCAGUUUGACAGGUGCUUGGUCCUCGCAGCGAAGGAGUAGCUUCCCAAGUUCUCUCUGCUCUGUGUGUGCUUCGAUCACAAGAAUCGAUCACUGGAAAAUAGGCUUGAUCGUCGAACGGGUCGAUGAACUCCUAGCACACGUGAGACACACGCCACACGAACGUCUUUAAGUGAUUAUUUACUUCGGGGAAGCUUAUGGCUCCCUGGAUCCAUCUUUCAGAAAGAGAGAGGGAAAGAAAAUACUUAACCAAAAAUUUUUCCUUCUAUCAGUGAAGAUUAUCUCAGAAGUCUCUUGAUGAUGUCGGAUCUUACGACUAACGACAGAUACAGUUUUGGCAACAUGAGCGCCGGUAGAUUGCCGCAGAAUAUCACGCUGCCAAAGUCACAGCCAGUACGCCUCAAGGCACUUCUGCAUUCGUGUGAAAGCGAUGAGGAUGAUGACGACGAUGAGAGCGAGGAGAAGCCCCAUCAAUCUGAGGACGAGUUGGAUUUCGACGAGCCUCUGCCGCAAGACGACUCUCCUGAAGAUGCCCCACAGGAGACGCUCGUACUUAAAGGCAUCAAUUCCUUGUUGAUUGAACCAACAGAUGGUGUCUUGAAGACUGCAUGCGUACUGCCAAAAGAGAAUCAUGAAGUUGUGAUUAACACUCCUUCUGUACAAGGAGGAACAAACUUUGCAACCGAUAGGGAACAGUGUAAAGUCAGCGAUGUAAAUUUUGAAAGUCAUAGAGUUAGCGAUCCAAGUAAAUUAGAGAUGUGCGGCUUUAAACACGAAGAGAAAACGCAGGAAUAUCCCAGUGGAACGUUUACUUCGAGGAGUCAAGCGGACACUGUUCAUAAUCACUCGACAAACGUAGCGUUACCUCCGCCGUCGGUUUAUAAAGGGGAUUAUAACACAAAAUUGGAUACGAAUAAGAAUGUACAAUCGAUAAAUAGCAAUCAGUUACUUCAUGAAAAUGCUUACAUGUCAGAUAUGUUAAAUAAAAGAAAGGAAGUAUCCGAGAUGUGCAGCUCUAAACACGAAGAGAAAACUCAGGAAUAUCACAGUGGAACGUUUACUUUGAGGAGUCAAACGGACACUGUUCACAAUCACUCGACAAAUGCAGCGUUACCUCCGCUGUGUGUUUAUAAAGGGGAUUAUAACACAAAGUUAGAUACGAAUAAGAAUCUACAAUCGAUGAACAGUAAUCAGUUACUUCACGAAAAUGCUUACAAGUCAGAUAUAUUAAAUAAAAGAAAGGAAGCAUCCGUGUAUAGCACAUCGGCGGAGAACAAGAUAUUGUUAACAAGGAACAGCGAGCUGAAUCUGAGCAAGGAUGACCAGCGGUACAAAGGUACGUUCAGCUUUAACGAGCAGGCAAAUAAGGACUGUGAGGAGGAGUCUCACAAGAUUCCAAACGCUCUGUCGGACUCUGUCACCUGUACGCAGCAAACGUCUGAAAAUCUGAUGCAUCCUGUAAGAUAUAAUUUGCAAAAGAACGUCACGAAGUACGAGGCGAAUGAAAUGUAUACACCGGCGAAAAAUGCUUGCACGGAAUUUAGCACACCAUCGCUCAGCGAAGCGAGCAAGUCGUUGACCAUGGUCAAUCGCAUGCUCUCGGAAACUCCGUUGAAGCAUGUGCAAGUCAACGUGCACCCGAGUCCGUGCAACUCGCAUAAGCAACUGUUUCAAACCCCGCAGAGCAAACUGUCUGGCGAUCCGAACAAGAAUCAUGCUCAAACUCCUUCCACAAUAUUAUCCAGUUGGUAUCAUAAUGUGAGACACACACCGAUGGAAGGGAAGAGUUUCGUUGCGAGGGACCAUGUACAAAUGGCUAGGAAUGCGGUUCAUACACCUAGCAUAGAAAAACCAGAUUCUUCGAGAUACUUUGGAGUGGAUGCCAAAAACGUGAGACGGCCCUUAACGGACUCCACAUUGCACGGCGAGUCUUCGGCUCAUCCCGUGGAAUCAAAGCCGCUUCUGUUGCACACACGUUCCGAGGCAAAAAACAUCAAAUCCGAGUCACAACCACAGGAGGAGAGAAGUAGGAAGACGAUCGGACUGUCGGAUGUGAAAUUAAUGCAGACAGAAACAAGUCACGGUAAUGAUCUGAAAUCGGCGAAAUCUAUCGAGAAAGUGAAGGAGAACAAGCAGUCUAAUACGUUGGGAAACGGUAGAAAAACUGUGGCAAAUCAAAGUGAGGGAAAACAGAUAAUAAUCGGUUCCAGUACGGAUAUUAAGUUAAUACAAGGUCCUCGGAAGUACAGCGGAGAGCACAACAGCGUUCCUAAUGCGAACUGCAAGAAUCCGCAUUACUCGGUCUUCGAGAAACAGAGCAAGGACCUGCAGCUCCUAGAUAAAAUGACAAACGUGCAGUUCACCGUGCCGUCGAGCAUUCCUCCGCAGCGGCAAGGCAAAACGUUAAUCGUAAAGGACAAGGAGUACUUGAUCCUGGGCUCCCUCGGCCGGGGAAUGAGCGGCGAGGUUUUGCGAGUGCAGGACGUGUCCUGCGGCGAGUUACGCGCCAUCAAAUGCGUUGACUUUAGCAAGAUGGACAAAGACUCGGCCCAGGGCUGCUUGGACGAGAUUACCAUGCUGCGUAAGUUACAGGCGCCCUGCGUUGUCAAGAUGCACGACUAUCAAAUUAAAGAUUUCAUGGUCUACGUGGUGAUGGAAAUGGGCGACACCGAUCUCAGUCGACUUUUGAGAUCCAUGUCCCAAGAGAAGCAAAUCUCUCUUACGAUGAUUCUCUAUUACUGGACUGAGAUGCUCACGGCUGUAAAACACAUACACGAUAACGGGGUCAUACAUUCGGACUUGAAGCCAGGAAACUUUUUGCUAGUACGAGGCCGACUCAAAUUAAUAGACUUCGGUAUUGCCUCCAGUGUAAAUUCGGACAUGACGUCCGUUGUAAAAAAUAAUCCGAUUGGAACGUUGAAUUACAUUAGUCCGGAAGCCUUAAUGGACAUUGGCGGAAACGCGGAUUCGCCUACGCACAAUGUUAAAUACAAGAUAAGUUACAAAUCGGACGUAUGGUCACUAGGAUGUAUCUUGUACAGUUUGGUGUAUGGGCAUACGCCUUUUCAUAACAUACGUUCUCAGUGGGCAAAGGUGAACGCUAUAACUAAUCCGAAACCGAACAUUUCGUUCCCGGCCAUAAACGGCGAGAAUCGUGAGCGCGCGCCGCCCAUUCUGGUCGACGUGAUACGGAAGUGCCUUCAGCACGACCCGAAAGCAAGGCCCACGGUAUCGCAGCUGUUGCAGGUGCAAUAUGUGCCGACCACGCCGAGUACCGCAUUGACUUCGGUGCCAUCCAAUAUCCCAGCGAACGUCCUUGUGAAGAUAAAGCAUGCUCUGAAUGAGGACGAAUGGCGAUUAUUGGUCGAGGUAUUGGACACAAAGCGACAACAUACAUAACGAUACUGUAAUAAUAAUAACUUAUCGAUUAACUGAUGUACAUAAAAGCGUUUGUAUAUACACGUAAGAGACGAUAUGCAAUGAGGCGCAAAUAUACAGAAUUGUGACAUAUCAAAGAAGGCUAAUGACGAAAAUAAUAUACAUACACAUUAUAUAUAGGAGAAGAGAAAUGUAAAAUCCCGAAUAUAUAUGUAUAUUAUAAUUAAACCUGCAAUUGAAUCAUGCCUACCUAUAUGUUGUGAACACGAAGUUUUGUGUAUCAAUAUCAAACAGCGCUAUAUCGUGAAAGUAAAUUGGAGUUAUUUGUUAAAUUAAAAUAUCUCAGUUUAUCUCGUAUUCGCGGAUAUAAAAAAAAAAUCGCUAUUCGAGAACGUUACAUUCGGUAUAACCGGCAGAGCUGUGAAUUUUGCAAAGUAUGCAAAUUAUCUUUAGUACGGAUUAGAUGUUCAUCAGUUACCGACUCCGUUUUUUGUAAUAUCAGGAAGGGUCAGCAAACUUCAACCCUUUCGCUGCACCGACCAAAAGUUCAUUUUUGAAGAAUCGAACGUGAUAUGCGACUAUAUAAAAUUCUAUUUUUAUAUGUAUAUGGCAAAUAAUGAGUUAGUAUGUAAGCUUAUUUCAGCUUCGACUCGAUCUCGAUUAAAAAAAUAUUUUGAUGUAAA
Wasmannia auropunctata (little fire ant) is the source of this 4256-nucleotide messenger RNA. RefSeq names its product serine/threonine-protein kinase MPS1 (gene Mps1). Gene Ontology annotation, biological process: meiotic spindle assembly checkpoint signaling; mitotic spindle assembly checkpoint signaling; chromosome segregation. Gene Ontology annotation, cellular component: kinetochore; spindle; nucleus. Bases 493 to 3594 code for a protein of 1033 amino acids. Lineage: Eukaryota; Metazoa; Arthropoda; Insecta; Hymenoptera; Formicidae. Gene Ontology annotation, molecular function: protein serine/threonine/tyrosine kinase activity; protein serine/threonine kinase activity; ATP binding. The transcript has 8 exons. The record is from RefSeq and is a predicted model, not a curated record.